UGAGAUAAAGGGAAAAAAAGACAAGAACAAAAAAAUGAAACAAAAAAAAUGUCAUUGUUCCAUUCGGCCUCGAGCCUCCCAAUAACACUCGACCAAGGAACUCCCACGAAGCGCUCUGCAGUGUGAAAUGUGAUGAUCAUCCAUGAUCACGUGAUCCUUACAGACGUAACAAAAGGGGUCCGGGAGGACAUCAAUAGAAAAUAGAUGUCCAGCCAGACAGUCACGCCGAGUACAAAGUCUGAACAUCGCAACCGCAACACGUCGAGUAUACUCCAGAAUACUCAGCUGAUCUAAAUGUCCCCAACUUUUGGAAGCAGUACGUGUCCUUAUAUCUCUAUAAAAUCGAGAAGACACUCUGUUCUUAAUAAGUCGCUUCAUAGUACAAAAAGAAACAUUUAUUAUUCAUGAGCUGCAACACGUCAGUGCCUCGCUUCGCCAGUGCGUCUGUCCGCUCAUUUCCACUAAGCCCACAAUGAGCCGGAACUCACUGCAGAACAGUCGCUUUUCCCAAUUGUUCCAGUUUUUUUUAAUGGAUAGUUGGCACUCCAGUAUAUUCCUAGAAGAUGGGACGAGUAUGGAGCAUAUGGACUGGAUAGCAGCUCUGGAGUCAGAUAAGAUAACAGAAUUUUGAAAUUUAUCACUAAGAAUAACCAACUGCUGAAGAGCCAUGCGAAUAGCUGAAACCUCCCCAUCAAAUGCGGUUCGGAAACUUCCGAUUAGGGCAUAAAAAGAAAACAGUUAAUGUGUUAACGUUAACAGUUACUAACAAAACACAUUUAAUUAGUCUCUUAGUAGGUUUUAGAAGAAUGAAAUGAAACCCCGAACAAGAUCUAACAGGACUUGAACAUGACCCUCCCUCCUCCUUCCGUUCUGAUCAGAUUUGAACAAGGAAUUAGCAAACCGACGUGUGCUUUAAACUUCAAAUAGUAUUCAUCGAAGUCUGAUAAUAUACUUUAUAAUGGCUGGAGUUGAAAGUUCAGAAAAUACGGCAAUCAAGCGAAAAUAUGAUGAAAACGAUGAGUGCAAGUACAUUGAACAUAAAAAUGGAAAAUUUCAGAGAGGCAGUAUCCCAGAACAUGUUUAUCCUCUUGGCAACUAUCUGUUUCUGACUUUGAAUGCUUACAAGAGGAAAGUAAAGUUCCAUAUAAGAACCUAUAAACUUCAUCGCGAGAUGUAUUAUCCCUCCAAAGAUGGUGUUACUCUAGAAACAGCCCAGUUUAAUGUGUUGAGCAAAACAUAUGUGCCUCCGAUGUCGGUAUUCGAUGUUGUUGAUAUUAACAUGAAAUUGGAUGCUUCAGAUCGACAAGAAAGAGAUGCCUACUACACCCAAAUACAAGAAGAUAAAUAUUUCACAUUAUCUCAUUAGUAUCAGUGUCGAAGCAAUCGAAUCUAUAAAUCUACUGUAGAAAUAGAUUCUAUGCAAUGGUCACAACUCGGUCAAGUGCGCGACACAGUGAUUUGUAAUUAUAUUAAUUCAAAAUACAGCUCCGUUAAGUUUAAUGAACUGUUCAAACGACACACGUCAUGUAGUGUUCUCAAAAAAGUGUCUGACAAAAGCAUGGAAAGAUUAACCUCGUCAUCCAUGACUCGUAUCGUAAGGAAUUUUGUGAACAAUCACAUUUCUCUAGAAAAAGGACUAUAAACUAUACAAAAAACCGACGAACUCCCAGAAAUCGAAGAAAUUAUCACAGUUUCUGAUUUUUAUGAAUCGUGCUUAAACCUGAACACAGUAAGUAUAGUUCCUGACUUUGAAAAGGCGUUAAAAAAGGAAAUAUUUUUUCUUACAAAGUAUCCCUUUCCCUUAAAUGACUAUAUAAACGAACAAUAUCUGAAUACUGUUAAUAUAUUUGAAUUGAUAAUGCUUGCAAAAGUUGAUUUUUGUUCAUUUGAUGGCAUCAGUGUUUAGUUUAAUAAAUAUUAUGUGAUGUGUACUAUUAUAGUUGUUAUUUGUGUUUUUAAACCCAUAAGAAUGUGUAAUUUAAUAUUCGUAAUAGAACUACGUAGUAUGGUAUUUUAAUUUUUGUAGCAUUUAAUAAUUUAAAAGAUAAGAGGUAUUCUUUUGACGCCUUAAUCAUUAUUAUAGAAAAAUGUUUUGCAAUAUUUUUUUUUUAUAGAUAAUCACUUUAGUUAAAUUAUUUUUUCAUAGAG
Messenger RNA from Parasteatoda tepidariorum (common house spider), 2148 nucleotides. The record is from RefSeq and is a predicted model, not a curated record. Lineage: Eukaryota; Metazoa; Arthropoda; Arachnida; Araneae; Theridiidae.